AUGACCUUCCAACAUUUCUUGACCGUCCUGACCCUCGCCUCCUCUGUCCUCGCUGCUGGAAUCAGCAGUGACACUCCCAUCGGUGGAUGGGUGCCUAGUAAAUCGCUUUCGAUCGCCGGAGCCCUGCUCUACGCACUGUCGGCGAUCGUGCUGUGGACCCAGUAUUUCCUCGUGCGACCGAGGCACCGCUUCAUGCUGACCUUGACUAUCGGAAUGAGUGUCAUGACGGUCGGGUUUCUCAUCAGACACACCUAUGCUUCUCCGCCGUACACGCUUGGCAAAUACAUCGCCUGGAACAUGUUCAUCCUGCUCUCGCCCUGCCUCUUCCUGGGCACAGACUACAUGCUGCUCUCCACUCUCGCGGCCACGUUCAGUCCCGACGUCGUCUCGCGGUGCUUGGGCAUGCCCGCGACCCGUGUCAUCAAGAUAUUCGUCUGGAGCGACGUCAUGACAUUUCUGUUGCAAAACGGAGGAGGUGGGCUGACUGCGUCCAGGAACCCCAGCUUGGGUAAAUUGGGGACCAAUAUCGCCCUGGUUGGGUUGAUCCUCCAGGCCAUCUCUUUUGUGCUCUUCACCUUCCUCUUGCUCACCUUCGCCUAUCGAGUGUCGAAAUACUACCCCCACAUCUGGCGACCCGAGAAUGUUGAGCCGUUCAAGAUCUUCUCCACCCGACCUGCCGGGGACUGGCGAAUUCUCGUCUACAUCAUGAGUUUCACCUGCGUCGGAAUCUUGACGCGAUCGGUCUUUCGCAUCAUCGACUAUGCCAGCGGUUACAACGGCUAUGUGGCCACUCAUGAAGCGUUCUUCUACCUUCUGGACGCCUUCGCGCUGUGGGUCACCAUGUCCCUCUACUGCAUCGCAUGGCCGACGCGGUUCCUUCAUGCGCACGGGCCGAGGGAUGUGCCGCUUGGCACAGCUACCGUUUACAGCCCCGUGGACUCUUCGAAGCCUCUGGCGGAAUUCUCAGAUCAUGCAGUGAAUUUGUAG
Molecule: messenger RNA, 987 nt
Organism: Mycena citricolor
Lineage: Eukaryota; Fungi; Basidiomycota; Agaricomycetes; Agaricales; Mycenaceae
Source: the annotation of a GenBank genome assembly